Molecule: messenger RNA, 6111 nt
Organism: Python bivittatus (Burmese python)
Lineage: Eukaryota; Metazoa; Chordata; Lepidosauria; Squamata; Pythonidae
Source: RefSeq, a predicted model, not a curated record
CGGAGUUGAAAAACACUCGUUCAGAGGACGGGAGCCUGAUUCUAAAUGGUAUACUUCGUGCUUUCGCCAUGCUUAACCUUUUUCUUUCUGUGUCCCCCAGAUUCCAGAAACACGUCCAUACCUAUCGGAUUUUGCCAGAUGAAGAAGAGUUCCUGGCGGUCCAGACCUCGCAGGGAGUCCCGGUGCGGCGCUUCAAGACCUUGAGCGACCUCAUUGCCCUCUAUCUGCAGCCAAACCAGGGCCUGGCCUGUACCCUGCUCUUCCCUGUGGAGCGGGAGAAGGAGAAGGAGAACGCGGAGGAGAGGGACUACUCGGAUGGCGAGGAUGAGAAGCCCCCCUUGCCACCUCGCUCGGGCUCCACCAGCGUGCCUGUUGGCAGCAGUGCUUCCAUCCUGAUGACAAACACCCCUGCUGUGCAGGACAGAGCUCUUGAAAGCACCGCCAAUGGGCUCAGCACCAUUUCCCACGAAUACUUGAAAGGGAGCUACUCCUUGGACUUGGAGGCGGUCAGGGGGGGAGCCAGCAACCUGCCCCACCUGAACAAGACUCUCGUCACCUCCUGCAGACGCCUGCACAGUGAGGUGGACAAAGUCUUAUCGGGCCUGGAGAUCUUGUCCAAGGUGUUUGACCAGCAGAGCUCCCCAAUGGUCUCUCGGAUCCUGCAGCAGACUGCUGGACAAACAGGAGAGCAGGAGUUGGACAGUUUGGUCCUGAAGCUGUCCAUCUUGAAGGACUUCCUCUCCAAUAUUGAGAAGAAGGCCCUGAAAGCUCUCCAGGACAUGAGCUCCGCUGCCCAGCCUGGACUGGCUCAACCCUGUUUCCGCAAAGCAAAGAGCAUCCCCGUUCAGACAUUCGAGGUGAAGCUGGACCUGACCUUGGGCGAUCUCACCAAAAUCGGGAAAUCACAAAAGUACACCCUAAGCGUGGAUGUGGAAGGUGGGAAGCUGGUGGUUCUAAAGAAGCAGAAGGACUCCCAGGAGGACUGGAACACCUUCACUCAUGACAAGAUCCGUCAGCUGAUAAAAUCCCAGCGGGUGCAAAACAAACUGGGGAUCGUCUUUGAGAAAGAGAAGGACAAGACUCAGCGGAAGGACUUCGUCUUCGUCAGCGCCAGGAAGCGAGAGGCCUUCUGCCAGCUCUUGCAGUUGAUGAAGAACAGACACUCCAACCAGGAUGAGCCAGAUAUGAUUUCCGUCUUCAUUGGCACAUGGAACAUGGGCAGCGUCCCCCCCUCCAAGAACAUCACCUCGUGGUUUGCCUCCAAGGGGCUGGGCAAGACCCUGGACGAGAUGACCGUCUCCAUCCCCCACGAUAUCUACGUCUUCGGCACCCAGGAGAACUCCAUGGGGGACAAGGAGUGGGUCGACUUCAUGCGCAGCGUCCUCAAGGACUUCACCGAGAUUGAGUACCGGCUGAUAGCCAUGCAGUCCCUCUGGAACAUUAAAAUAGCCGUCCUGGUGAAGCCGGAGCACGAGAACCGGAUCAGCCACGUUGGGACCUCCAGCGUGAAAACCGGGAUCGCCAACACUCUGGGCAACAAAGGGGCCGUGGGCGUCUCCUUCAUGUUCAACGGCACCUCCUUUGGCUUCGUCAACUGCCACCUCACCUCCGGCAACGAGAAGACCGCCAGGAGAAACCAGAAUUACCUGGACAUCCUGCGUCUCCUGGCCCUGGGCGACAAGCAGCUGAGCUCCUUCGACAUCUCCCUCCGCUUCACCCACCUCUUCUGGUUCGGGGAUCUCAACUACCGCCUGGACAUGGACAUUCAGGAAAUCCUCAACUACAUUAACCGCAAGGAGUUUGAGCCUCUCCUCAAAGUGGAUCAGCUCAACCUGGAGAAGGAGAAACACAAGAUCUUCCUGAGAUUCAGCGAGGAAGAAAUCACCUUCCCUCCCACCUACCGCUACGAAAGGGGGUCCCGCGACACCUACGUGUGGCAUAAACAGAAGCCCACAGGGGUAAGGACCAAUGUCCCCUCCUGGUGUGACCGCAUCCUCUGGAAGUCCUACCCAGAGACCCAUAUCAACAGCAACUCCUAUGGCUGUACGGAUGAUAUUAUGAGCAGCGACCACUCGCCAGUCUUCGCAGCCUUUGAAGUUGGAGUCACGUCCCAGUUUGUUUCCAAAAAAGGACUCUCCAAAUCCUCAGACCAGGCCUACAUAGAGUUUGAGAGCAUCGAAGCCAUUGUGAAGACAGCCAGCAGGACCAAAUUCUUCAUUGAAUUCUACUCCACAUGCCUGGAAGAAUUCAAAAAGAGCUUUGAGAACGAUUCCCAGAGCAGCGACAACAUCAAUUUCUUGAAGGUCCAGUGGUCCUCCAGGCAGCUGCCCACGCUCAAACCGAUCCUCUCUGACAUCGAGUACUUGCAAGACCAGCACAUCCUGUUGACCGUCAAGUCUCUGGAUGGCUACGAAUCCUAUGGAGAGUGCGUCAUCGCCCUCAAGUCCAUGAUCGGGAGCACUGCGCAGCAGUUCCUCACCUACCUCUCCCACCGGGGGGAGGAGACAGGCAACAUUCGGGGCUCCAUGAGAGUUCGGGUCCCAGCAGAACGGAUGGGAACUCGUGAGAGGUUGUAUGAAUGGAUCAGCAUUGACAAAGACGAGACCGGAGCUGGCAAGGGGAAGCUGGCGCUUCCAGCCUCACGGACCAGCCUGGAGCACACCAAAUCCGUUGGGCGAAAACAUUCCUCAGGGGAAGGGACCGCCUGUCCCGUUGGGAAGCUCUUAGACGAACAGGAGAAGGCUGGCGCCCUGACAGCCAGCCGCCCACCUGCUCCGCAUCGUGGUGCCUCCAAGGAGGAGGCCUCCCAGGGCAGGGUGAAGCCAGAAGUGGCUGUGGAUCCUGAUGUGCCCCCACUGAAGAACAGCUUCAACAACCCUGCCUACUAUGUGCUGGAGGGGGUCCCUCACCAGCUCCUGCUCCCAGAACUGCUGCCAGGGAGCCUAGCCAAGCCCCCUGCCCCCCGGAACAAAGUCCAGAUCACGGUCCCCAUCCAGCCUGAGUCCUGGCGGCCCCCACAGCCGCCCUCCCGGGCCGAGGAAAACUCAGAAGAGGAAGAGCCGGGGGUCCUCAACCUGCCGCCCCCGGACUUCCCACCCCCUCCCUUGCCCAAAUCAGUGGCGCUGGAGAUGGCAGAGGGGGCCUUCUACACCUCAGUGGGCAUCAGAGGAGAGGACCAUGCGGCCGGCAAGCCACGGACCACUGUGGUCUUCAGUGAGCCCCUCAAGGCCAAGCCCCCCAAGCUGCACCCCAGGCCAGCCCCAUCUCUGGGGUCAGGGUACCUCCUCGAGCCCCCCAGCGGGCCCCAGGUUGCCCCGGGCAUCCUGGAUGACCGCUCCUGCUCCGUGCUUCAGAUGGCCAAGACCCUCAGCGAGGUGGAGUACUCCAGCGGGGGCAGCCUGGGGAGGGAGCAGCCGGGCCGCCCCCCAUCCCACCCCCUGACCAAAGUGAGGCUGGACCUUGCCCACCGCUGCCUGCCGCCUGACUACAGCCGCCCCGUGGCCUUCCCUGCCCGCUCCAUCCGGGAGAGCAUCGAAGAGGACUUGGCGGAGGAGACCCUGACCCAGGAGGGCCAGAGCGGCGGUUCCAGGUGCAGCGAGUCCAGCGUGGGGGAAUGGCUGCGGGCAAUCGGCAUGGAGCAAUACGAGGAAGGCCUCAUCCACAACGGCUGGGACGACCUGGAGUUCCUCAGUGACAUCACCGAGGAGGACCUGGAAGAGGCGGGGGGGACGGAUGCCAGCCACAAGCAGCUUCUCCUGGAGAGGCUCAGGAAGUAGCCAGCGCUCCUGGGGGUGGCGUUGGCCUGCACCUCAGCAUGUGCCUUCCCCCUUGCGAUUCCACCCUCGUUCCCCCCACACUCCCUACAGGUGCCAACCGAGGGUCCGUCUGCCUUUUUUCUGAGCAUCUCCCCCUGGAGGGGAGGAUCAACAGCCAAACUGCUGCCUGGAGCAACCACUUCCAGGCGUGGCAGAAGCUCCUCCGUCUUUGCUCCUGGAGAAAUUGGGGGCUGAGCAGCUGGAAGGCGAAUGGGGGCCUGCCCCGGUGAGGGCUGCUCUUGGUUAAGUUAUUCUUAUUUAUUGCAAUGCAAGAAGGACCCUCUUGUUUCCCCCCCUUCCUUUCAGAGAACCACAUUCCCCAGCCCUGCCUCCGUGGCCCCUGACUCACACCCAUCCGGGGGGGAUUCCCAGAGUGAAGACCACCCCCAGAACUGGGUCGGCUGCUGCUGGGGGACCAGCGGCCUCCAGGCCUGAGAUGCCAGCGGUCCUCCCUUUCGGUGGUCUAGUCGGGGACUGAGAACAGCUGCGCCGCCUCCCCCCGAAUCAGAGAUCGGAGGCAGCCGGGGUAAACUCCUUAAGGGUUGGAUUUCACGGGGCCAGGAGAGAGUUUGGACAAGUGGCCGAAAGGACGUUCUGGGGCCAGUGUGCCCCCAGGAGAGGAGUCCUGGGAGUUGAAUGGCCGCAUCCCACGCCUUGCAUCCUGUCACUGCCGACAGCCAGCUUUCCUUCUGCAACCAGCCUGCCACGCGGGAGCUCUCCUCUCCCCGUCCCACCAUUUCACCUUUCCUGCAACCUUUUAUGCACACUUUUCAGGGCUCUGCCAUCCGGCCAGAAAUCAACGGUUUUCCUAAGGUGUCUUGCUUUGGGAGCAUUUUAAGCCUUAAGCCAACGUACAUCCCCUCGCCCCAGGGUUUUAACCGUCCCAUGGAUGACAAUCUCCAGAAUAAACUCAGGUAGCCGCAGGGAAAGAAGGGACCCCUUGAGUUGCAAUGCCAAUUGUGCAGGAAUGCUCUGGCCUACCAGGGGGUCAAGCUGUUGGAGCCCUGGAUCACCUCCAUGGUGCCCUGCUUCCUGUCUCCAGAGCAGCCCAUCAUGAAGGAGUGUGGGUCACCCACUGGAGGAUGGGCCGCAUGCUGACCCCAAGAGCAGGGCCUGCCUCUUGAAAAGGGAUAUGUACCUUUCUUGGGCAUCUGGACCUUACACGCUGGCCAAGGAUUGAAGCAGUGUCUUGGUUAGAUGGACCUAGUUGGAGUGCCUGAUGCUGGAGCCUAACUGGAUAGUCUCACUCUCUCCUCUUUCCCAGCCCACCACCUUCUGCUGGAGGUCCACCAACUGUGAGGUCAUGCUUGUCCUGACCAUCUCUUUCCUUCAAGUCGCCUGACCAUUUCAAUCAGGGCCUUCAUCCAGCAGAUUCCACAUUUUUCAUCUUGACUUGGGAGCAAUCGGGGGGAGGGGGGCUGCUUCCCUUACCUGUGCAAACCAUGGUGCCUGCAGAGCGCAUUAGAUCUGGUCCAGGGCAGGGACCUGGUCCAGAGCAGUAAAAGGCUAGAACAUAGGCAAUCACUUUGGUUCUGUGCUCCUUUUUUCUGGGGGAAUUCCCCCCUUGCUCCGUGCCUUAUUUUACAAUAGGAAGAUGUGGGGGGAGGGGCAGGGGCUUCCCCCACUUGCAAGAGAUUUCAAGGUACACCUAACCCAGCAGGUGCUUUGUUGAGGUGUUUCGACUCGGCUCAAAUCCCCGCUAGUGACUUAGAGCAUCUUCUCGCAUCACCUAACCCUUGUGGACAGCGUCAAGACUGCUCGUUACAGUUUUAUUGGCGCAAUGGUGGCUGGGUGACCCGAGAAGACCCUAGAGGUCCCUCAUGGGGAUCCUGCCGAGAACUCCCAGGAUUUCCAGCUCACAAAAACGGGAUCUGGGGAAGCUGGGAGCUGUGGACUUCCCCACCCAGAAGGCGUGAGAUGAGGAAAGGCUGCACCACGCUUCUUGGACCUUUCCCGCCUCAACAAAGAGCAGUUCUCUGAGACAGAAAUGAAGGAUAUUCUGUGUUUAUUGUGCUUUAUUUUGUUCCUUUUGCCAUUUCGGGGAGAACCCAAUGAUUUGUGCUGCCUUUGACCUUUCUUCAGUUAUUAUUAACGUUUGGUGUGAGUUUAACCUUACUAAAUUCUACUCUGUUGUGUGUGCGUGUGCUUUUUUAAAUGUUUAAUUUAAUUUCUAUUUGAAACUCUUUGUAUGCUUAAUAUUUCAGGGGUUGAAGAAACAACUCAACUUUCUUCCCCCAUUCACAUUUCAUGCCUUAGAUGAAUACAUCAUGAUACAAUAAAAGGGCUUGUUUGCUUA